Messenger RNA from Biomphalaria glabrata, 426 nucleotides. RefSeq lists its product as uncharacterized. Gene Ontology annotation, molecular function: nucleic acid binding. Gene Ontology annotation, biological process: DNA integration. Lineage: Eukaryota; Metazoa; Mollusca; Gastropoda; Planorbidae. The record is from RefSeq and is a predicted model, not a curated record. The coding region runs from base 1 to 426 and encodes 141 amino acids. The transcript has a single exon.
AUGGCUGAUGAAAUAAGGCAGAUGGAUGAGACAUGCACUGCUUGUCAAGAAAGGAAACCUAUGAACCAGAGAGAAACACUUAUACAACAUGUUCCAUGGGAAAACGUUGGAGCUGACCUGAUGAAAGUGGAUGGAAGACUUGAGUAUCUAAUAACUGUUGAUUAUUACUCUAAUUUUAUUGAGUAUGAUUAUCUGUCAACAACAUCACAAGAAGUGAUUAGAAAAUUGAAAGGACUAUUUGCUCGUUUUGGUGUUCCAAAAAUGUUAGUAAAAGAUGUCGGUCCGCAAUUUACUUCAAAUGAGUUUUUGAGAUUCACUAAGCGAUGGAACAUCACUCACAUCAGAUCAGAUUCUGGUUAUCCGAGAACAAAUGGGAAGGCUGAAGCUGCUGUAAAGAUAACGAAGAAUUUAAUACUGGAAAACUAA